Messenger RNA from Alligator mississippiensis (American alligator), 8179 nucleotides. RefSeq names its product histone deacetylase 8. Gene Ontology annotation, molecular function: calmodulin binding; histone deacetylase activity. Gene Ontology annotation, biological process: glycogen metabolic process. Gene Ontology annotation, cellular component: phosphorylase kinase complex. The transcript is spliced from 33 exons. Bases 55 to 3786 code for a protein of 1243 amino acids. Lineage: Eukaryota; Metazoa; Chordata; Crocodylia; Alligatoridae. The record is from RefSeq and is a predicted model, not a curated record.
CCGCGCCUGCUCCCGGGCUGACGCCGCUGCCGAGGCGGGCGCGGAGCCGUCGCCAUGAGGAGCCGGAGCAACUCGGGCGUGCGUCUGGACGGCUACGCGCGGCUGGUGCAGCAGACCAUCCUCUGCCGCCAGGAUCCAGUGACAGGAUUACUUCCAGCCAGCACCGAUCAUAAAGACGCCUGGGUCCGAGACAAUGUCUACAGCAUCCUGGCAGUAUGGGGACUGGGCCUGGCAUAUCGCAAAAAUGCAGACCGCGAUGAGGACAAGGCAAAGGCUUAUGAGUUGGAGCAGAGUGUGGUGAAACUGAUGCGGGGCCUGCUGCAGUGUAUGAUGAGACAGAUGGACAAGGUGGAGGCGUUCAAAUACAGCCAGAGUACAAAGGACAGCCUGCAUGCUAAAUACAACACGCACACCUGCGCAACUGUGGUUGGAGAUGAUCAGUGGGGUCAUUUGCAGUUAGAUGCCACCUCACUUUAUCUGCUCAUGUUGGCACAAAUGACAGCCUCAGGGCUUCACAUAAUCCACAGCCUGGAUGAGGUCAAUUUCAUACAGAAUGUCGUCUUUUACAUUGAAGCAGCUUACAAGACUGCAGACUUUGGGAUAUGGGAGCGUGGAGACAAGACGAACCAGGGAAUCGCAGAGCUGAAUGUGAGUUCGGUUGGCAUGGCUAAGGCAGCCCUCGAAGCCCUGGAUGAACUUGACCUCUUUGGGGCAAAAGGAGGACCCCAGUCGGUGAUCCACGUCCUUUCAGAUGAGGUGCAGCAUUGCCAGUCUAUUCUCCAUUCAAUGUUGCCGAGGGCUUCAACAUCUAAGGAAGUCGAUGCCAGCGUCCUUUCAGUCAUCUCAUAUCCAGCAUUUGCUGUGGAAGAUGGUGAGCUGGUGGAGAAAACAAAGCAGGAAAUUAUUCUGAAGUUGCAGGGACGGUAUGGCUGCUGCCGGUUUCUCAGAGAUGGAUACAAGACACCCAGAGAGGACCCUAAUCGUCUCUAUUAUGAGCCGGCUGAGCUGAAGCUUUUUGAGAACAUUGAGUGUGAGUGGCCUUUAUUCUGGACAUACUUCAUCAUCGAUGGAAUCUUCAGUGGCAAUGCUGAGCAGGUUCAGGAGUACAGGGAGGCUCUUGAAGGGGUCCUUAUUAAGGGGAAGAAUGGAAUUCGCCUGUUGCCAGAACUGUACAGUGUCCCUCCUGAGAAGGUGGAUGAAGAGUAUAUGAAUCCUCACACUGUUGAUCGAGUGCCUCUUGGCAAGCUGCCACUCAUGUGGGGCCAGUCUCUUUACAUCUUGGGUUGUUUAUUAGCAGAGGGAUUCCUUGCUCCAGGAGAAAUCGAUCCUUUGAAUCGCAGGUUUUCUACCAUACCAAAGCCAGAUGUGGUGGUUCAAGUAUGUAUCCUGGCUGAGACGGAUGGCAUCAAGACCAUCCUGAGGAAGCAGGGCAUUGAUGUGCAGACGGUGACGGAUGUCUACCCCAUCCGAGUCCAGCCAGCCCGGAUUCUCAGCCACAUCUAUGCCAGGCUGGGCCGAAAUAAGCACAUGAACCUGAGUGGCCGGCCCUUCCGGCACAUGGGAGUCCUGGGGACCUCCAAGCUUUAUGACAUCAGAAAGAACAUCUUUGCCUUCACUCCCCAGUUCAUAGAUCAGCAGCAGUUCUACUUGGCACUGGACAACAGGAUGAUUGUGGAGAUGCUGCGGACAGACUUGUCGUACUUGUGCAGCCGCUGGAGGAUGACUGGACGGCCAACCAUCACCUUUCCCAUUUCACAGACCAUGCUUGAUGAAACUGGCACUGCUGUACACCCAGCAGUCCUGGCAACCUUAAGGAAGCUGCAGGAUGGGUAUUUUGGUGGGGCAAGGAUCCAAACUGGUAAGUUGUCUGAGUUCCUGACAACUUCAUGCCGCACGCACCUCAGUUUCAUGGACCCCGGGCCGGAGGGUAAGCUCUAUUCUGACGAUUACAAUCUCAGCAUUGACAGCUUCAGUGAACUAGAAUCCGAGGAAUGGCUGCAUGGCUUACAAUUAGCAGAUGAUGCUGACAUUUGUGAUGAAGUGGCUCAGUAUUUAGAUCAACUCCUGGAGCGCACAGCUCCUAGACUGAACCUCCCUCCCACCGCCCAGAAGGGAGGGCUGCAUCGCUUCCGAGCUGCAGUGCGCACUACCCGCGACCUCAUGUCCUUGGCAUCCAAGGCUAAAGAGCUGCACAUACAGAAUGUUGGGAUGUAUAUCCCUUCCAAGUUGUUUCAGACUUCUCAGCCAUCUGUCAACCUGCUGGGUUCCAUCCAUAAGCACGAGCCAGAUGUCAAGAUCCCCUCGCUCCAUGCUGAGAUGAACCUCCCCAGAGACAAUGCUGGGAACGUGGACUGCAAAGCCCUGGUGGACCAACUGCGAGAGUGCCCCACCCUGCAGGAGCAGGCUGAUCUCCUCUACAUGCUCCACACCCUCAAGGGGCCUGACUGGGACACUGAGAUCCAUGGCCAACCUGGUGCUACAAUCAAGGACCUCCUUACUGAGCUGUACGUCAAAGUAGGGACUACUCGACAGUGGGCCCUGAUCCGUUACAUCUCGGGAAUCCUGAAGAAGAAGGUGGAAGCUCUUGAUGAGGCCUGCACUGACCUCCUGUCUCAUCAGAAGCACUUGACAGUGGGGCUGCCUCCAGAACCUCGUGAGAAGACGAUCUCUGCCCCUCUUCCUUAUGAGGAGCUUGUUCAACUGAUUGAUGAAGCUAGUGAGAAAAACCUGAGCAUCUCUAUCUUGACCCAGGAAAUCAUGGUAUAUUUGGCCAUGUACAUCCGCACACAGCCCUCCCUCUUCUCUGAGAUGUUCCGCCUACGUAUUGGGCUUAUCAUCCAAGUGAUGGUGACGGAGCUGGCGCAUUCUCUGCACUGCUCAGCUGGAGAAGCUACCGAGAGCUUAAUGAAUCUCAGUCCUUCGGAUAUGAAGAAUCUUCUGUGCCACAUUCUCUCUGGCAAGGAGUUUGGGGUGGAGAAGAGUGUGCGGUCUGUUGAUUCAACCCUCACACCAGCCAUCUCCAUCCGUGAGAUGGGCGCUGUUGGAGCAACCAAACCGGAGCGAACUGGCAUCAUCAAGCUGAAAAGUGAGAUCAAACAGCAACUGGAUAAACGUAGGCAGUCUCUGACUGGGAGUAAGACCUGUGGCUUACACCCCACGGACUCGGAUUCAGGAUCUUCUCUGACCUCUGGACACUCCUCCAUCUUCCCUGGUGGGGGAUCCUUUGCUAGCAUGCUGGAAGAUCAGUUCUCCAAAGACAGCCGCCAAGGCCAAUGGCAACGGAGGCGGCGGCUAGAUGGAGCGCUUAACAGGGUCCCAGUGGGCUUCUACCAAAAAGUCUGGAGGAUCUUGCAGAAGUGCCAUGGCCUCUCUGUGGAGGGCUUUGUUCUUCCUUCCUCAACGACCAGAGAGAUGACUCCUGGGGAAAUAAAGUUUGCAGUCCAUGUUGAGUCUGUCCUAAACCGUGUCCCACAACCAGAGUAUAGGCAGCUCCUUGUAGAAGCUAUCCUAGUUCUUACCAUGUUGGCAGAUGUGGAAAUAAACAGCAUUGGUGGCAUCAUUGCAGUGGAAAAGAUUGUGCACCUAGCAAAUGACUUAUUCUAUGAAGAACAGAAAACCCUGGGUGCAGAUGACAACAUGUUGGAGAAGGAUACUGCCACUGGUAUCUGCACCUUGCUGUAUGACAGUGCUCCCAGUGGCAGAUUUGGCACCAUGACCUACCUCUCCAAAUCAGUUGCAAUGUAUGUGCAGGAGUUCCUCCCCAGCAGUGGCUGCACCAUGCAGUAGACUCACCUGGUCUGGGCUUCAACUCUGAGUUUACAAACAGCCUUGAUUAUUAUUAUUAGGGAUGAACAGCAAGGCCUUAGGCUGUCUUGUUGGCAGACAUUCUUUGCAUUAGUUGCCUUGCUGGGAUGGUGGCUUCAGAGCUUGGGACCUGCUUCCUCCUAGCUUUGUCCUUGAAAAUGCCACAACCACCAUAACUACUCUUGGAUGGAAGAGUUUUCCUUCCAGAGCAAAAUGACAUGGCAGGAGAAAGUGUGUGUGUGUGUGUGUGUGUGUGUGUGUGUGUGUGUGUGUGUGUGUGUGUGAGAGAGAGAGAGAGAGAGAAACCACAGCUGCAUUUGUGGACAGAUGUCAUGACUCUCCUCUUUCCAUCAAAUCCCAGGGCCUGGCUUGGCUGGCUGAGGGCUGUGCUGUGACAGGCCCUGGAUUGAGUCCCAGCUUACAUCUGAGGCAUCUGUCUACAUAGCAUGUUACUGCUGCAUAACUUUCCCAGUUAUAAAGCCUACACUGGUAGGUUUUAGUCAUGGCUGAGGCGGGUAAUAGCGGGGUUCACAAAGGAUUUUAUUUAUGUCCCCUCCUAGAGGCUGUCUCUGUGUUGAUGCAUCCCUGUGCUGUAAAGGAUACAGAGUGUAUAUGUCCACAUGCCUUUUUCUCUCCAUUGGACUUAGUUGUUUAGAUGCUCUCGCUCUUUAGCACCAAGCCUGUGUGACUUUGGUUUUGUUUUUAAUUAAGAUUUUAUGAACUGACCCACAUCUCCCCCGCUGCAGCUUUUGUUAGAGAUCUGGGUCCCAUUACUCCAGACCCCUUCCUGACCCUCCUAGCAAUGACUCACUGACCUAGCCAGGACAUAAUCUGUGCACUUGGGAUCAGUUAAACCUGCUGCCUAUUGUGGGCACCUGCUGCUCCCCUGCCAUGCAGAUCUGAUGAAGCCUAUGGGGAAACUGCAGAACUGCUUUAGGGGGCGAAUGGAUUGGGGUCCUCAACCAAGCUCCCCAUAUCUGUUUAGAGCUCUAGGGGACAGGGCUUACACAAAAGGUUCUCGACUGUCUGGAGAGAGAUUCUUAGCCCCUUCCCAAACCAUAUUUAGCCGUGUUUUGAUGCACUGAGUUCCUGUAUAUCUAUCUGUGGAGACCCAGGAACAAAUUAAAGUAGCCCUAAAUUACCUGCUUUGUAACAGCUGGAUUUAUUGGGAAGCCACCUGCCUGUGGUGUGUUUUACAGUGGGAGUGCUGGGUCCUGCUUGCUUUGUGCUUUUGACAUCAGCCCAUGCAUUUCACCUUUAGGUCAGAAAAGCAGCAGCCACUCUACUGUUGAUUCACACAACACUUGAAUUCCCAAGCGUGUGUGAAGCAGUCCGAGGCCCUUUUUUCGCGCGGCGGGCUGUGGCCAGCAGCCUGGACACGCCGGGUUGGGAAAGGCAGGCGGCACGCUAGAAUUAGGCACGGACGCUUAAUGGUUGUUUAAGAUUGUUUACUUACACCGUAGAUGGUCGCAGUGCAGGCUGGAAAACUUCCAGGAAUACUUCGCUUAAGUCCCAGUUUAAGGACUUGGACAGAGCUCUGGAUUCACUCACACAAAGUUUGUUAGGCUCUGUGGAACUUAUGCACGCAGGGAAAGGGUACGUCGAGGAUUUCGCUCGGCGAUGGGGAGAGGCUAGAGGCUGAUCAGACCCCUGUUGCCUUCUUGAUAUUCACGCUGGGUCCAAUAGGCUCCGCAGCGCUUAGAGAUCUUCACGAGAUGUGAAGUCUCCUCCUCCUGAUGUUCAUGGAGUCCUCCAACUUGGGUGGAAACCACUCAAGCCUCUUAUACAGCUAGCAAGCCAAUCGCUAGCCGCCACAUAGGAAUAAUUUAGAACUGACCAAUAGUGGGGCAUGAAUCUAAAUACAAAUGGCGGGAACUCCUUGCAACGUGCAUUUCUGUGCUGCAACGAAGAAAUGCACCCUGCAAAGAAAGCUGCAAACGGCUGGAAAAUAAUUUAGCAGUGCCAAAGCACACACAAACAAAAAAAAAUCACACCCUUGGGUUGUGACACCAAGGACCUGUGUUAUCCAGUGAGGAGUUAAGCCUAAGCGAUAGUGGUGCUUGUGUUAGGUAGUCCAUGCAUGCACCAAGCACUCUUCAUACACAUUUCUAUGGCUGGGUCACCUUGGAACCCUCUUUCCCCAAGACAGCUUUGACCAAUGGAGUGAAAUGGUGUGGGUGUAUGAUGAUUUGGCUUCUUCAGUCUCAAGUGAAGAAAGAGUCUUCACUGGAGCUUUCUGGCUCCAUUAGUUUCAGACUUCCUAAGAAGCUCAGAUUCAAACACUCCAGAAAGAUUUGCCAGUUGCUUAUAAAAUUUGUUUCAUUUUAAUAUCUUCACUCCCCUAGGACUCAGUUUCCUUUCAUCCAUCUAACCCUUCAGACUUUCGGACACAAUCCAGCCUCCCCAAUCCAUGCUUUCUGUAACAGAACUGUCUAACAAAAUAUCUGGUGUUCUUGUGCAUGCAGUACAUGUUACCAAUAACCCAAGACAGGUUUGAAACCAUGGAAGGGGAAGCUGAAGCACCUGCACUGCCUUUUCCCACUCCAUCCCAGUUAUUCCUUGUCCAUAGAUAAUGAUCGUUUAGAUCAGCUGGUUCUCUUUAAGCAUUCAGGUGAUCUGACUGUUAGCGAUAUUGAGUGCUGUAGAAGUGAUAUUCUGAUUCUUCCUUCCAAAGCUAAGAGUUCAGUGUGUGUGCACACCAGUGUGGCUGUUCUAAUGGUAUGGAGAGAUGUGCCUUGCAUAGCAUCAGAGGUGUGUAUCCACUCUCAGGUUUUACAGGGAGCACGUGCUUGCAAACCUGCCCAUCUGAAAUAGUCCUCCUCUGUGUAUCUGCUGUCAGCUACCAGCCAGUUGUGCAGGUUGGGCACUAUGUGCAGGUUGGGCAGGGUUUUGUUGGAUCUGUUUAACAGUAUGUCAGGGGUCCUUCCAGAUGAGCACUGCUCAUAUAUUUGCUACAAAAGUUAAGAUAUGUGUCAGUAAUCUUCUCAUUGACCUCCCAUUCAGCUGCUUACCUGUUUUGCUGGAGUCAGAAGUAUUUGAAAAUGUCUCAGAAGCCAGAUUAGCCCCACAACUCCAUCACCUGGUGGAGUAUAGCUUAUGGCCCAGAUAGGUAGAUAAGCCUGGCUGUAACACCAUUGCUUGGCAGGUGAGGGGAAAGAGAGUGAGUCUAGAGGUAAGAUGCUUGACCUUUCAGUUAGCUCAGUUCCCUCAUGCAGCUCCUCCAGCCGAACUCAUAGGGUAACAAGCACAGCAUUUGGGCGUGUUUGGGAAGGCAGCUCCAUGCCAAAACACUGAAGGCUGCAACACUCCGGAAGAAAUGGUGGCAGUCAAAUCUGUUAGAGGGAAAGGAACCAGAGCUGAAAACCUGAGAGAACAACAAACUCUGCUGUUGAGCCUGAAACUUUCCAAUGGUUUCUUGGAACAAAAAACCCCACAACAUACAGGUUUUUAUUUUUGGGUGUAUGUUGGGAGCAGGGCUGUCAACCACCCCACUGCAGCCAUUUCUGCUUAACAUUUUUCACAGCAGUACUAGAGACCCUUUGAAGAUUUCUGACCAAUGAGAGGGUGAUCUAGGGUCAGACUGGGAUUCCAUGAACACACGUCUAUAAAACAUGCUUCCUUUUCCCAUGGACAAGAGAGAGUGCCUCAGACCACUGCUAGGUCUAGAUUGGCAGCUGCUUGGCUCGCAUUGCUAGAGCCAGGUUUUUCAAAAGAUCUUAGCACUCCAUGUACACCCAGUGCAUGAGGCUCUAAUCUUCAAAGGCAGUUAAGUGCCUAAAUUACUAGGUGUUAGGUACCUACAUCCCUUCUAAGGAUCUGGGCCUGAGUUCUGCUGACAAUUGGGCACCUGUCGCACAAUGCUGACCUCCUAAACAUGUUGGCCUUAGUGCCUUAUACUGCAGGAUCCAGAAAUUCCCUGCUCUCCAGAGCCCCAGCUCCUGGGCUGGGAACUGGAUCUGUGCAUGUGACUCUCUUUUUAAUUGAAUUUUAAUCUUCAGUUUUAGAAGGUGCCAAAUGUUUCCUCACAGAGCGGGGUUGGGAAAGAGCCAGUAAGUGACAAAAACAAAGGGCUCAAGAGUUAUAAACUUGGCGUGAAACGGCCUACUGGGGGUGGGGAUUCAUUCAUGAAUAGGGCUGGUUGCUGCAUUGCACUUUUGUGAUGGUUUACUGACUGUAGCUUGAUUGCACUCUAACACGUAGCCAUGUUCCCUUUUAAAACUCCAUUUCUUAGAUCUUUAUUUUUGGCAUGUGAUGCUGAGAUGCAUGUAGACCUCAGUCUCUUUUUUUUCUAGUAAAACAAAAAUUAUAAAAAACACAGAAUUUUAAUAUAUUGUUUUUGAAGACUGAAAUUCUGGAGUAAAACUUCUUCGUUUCA